UGCUCUAAUAUCUUAUACUCUAUCUCACUGUAUCUCUCUCUCAUCAAAAGCCAAUACUGCUCGCCCUCCUUCCUUCCUUCCUUCGCUUGGAUUUUGAUUCAAAUUACAACUUUUACAAAAGGAUCAUCAAGAUUACGUCCACUUUCUGUGAUUACCUUCGUUGUCUACUACAAUUACGCUCUAAUUUGUCAAUAAUAGUGAUGCAACCAAGGUCAACUUAUAACAAAAAGCGGUCCCGUGAAUCUUCAAACCAAAGUCACCAGGCGUCUGCAACCAGUGUCAGUACUGACACUGGGGAACAGUCACACCGGCAGGCAUGUCGCCGUGCAUCUGUGAUAAAUAACAACUCGAGGGUCCACACAACUACUCAACAAGCUUCGGUAGAAAAUAUUGAACAACACCUUAUUCUUCCUCCAGAAUAUAUGGAUAUUGGCGACUGUACAAAUACCAUCUUAACAAUCUGCGAAGACACCCAUUUAAAUGAAGGAGAUGUUUUAAUUUUUCCUGACAUGAUCUUGUACAGGGGUUUGGACGCUUCAAACAUUAAAAGCUUUGUCGAGCAAGUACUUGUUAAGGGUAAACCAUGGGAUAUUGCAGAACCGGAGCCUGUGACAGGUUCAUAUGUAUUUGUGUGUGCUCAUCUCAAACACGAUAAAUGGGCAGCUGUUUGUGGACCACCUUUAAUUGAGAGGUUCAAUGAGGAGGUUGAAGUGAAGGGACUGAAUAAUCAGGUGUUUGUGAAUCCUUGCUCAUAUAUUGUGGGGAUCGCAUAUGCAGGGAACUUGAUAAUAUUCAGUGCAGCUAAAGAUGGAAAAGUCUCUGGUCAUUGGUAUGGUUAUGUCACCCCAGAUGAUGUGCCUGAAUUGCUUGACCAACAUAUCAUGAAGGGUGAGAUCAUAAAAAGGAUUUCGAGGGGCCCAAUGGGGUUAAUUGAUAUCAGGGGCCGAAUGAGGCGCCGAAUGAGGAUCCUUGGUGUUAAAGGGAAAAGCAUCACUAGUGAGAAGGAAAAUGUUGAUUUCACGGGCCAAAUGAGGACCCCUGAUGUUAAAAACAAAAGCAUCACUAGUGAGAAGGAAAAUGUUGGAUUCUUCACAAGAAAAUGGAAGAAACUUGAUAUUUUUGCUGUCGUUGUUGUCGGGGUGGUGGCAUCUGUAGCUGUGUCCUAUAUACAGCGUAAAAGGUUGUAUUAAAAUUUAAGAAGGAUCUUUUAUGAAAGACAAAGAAUAAAGGAGUGACUAGAGCUGUACAACUCGUUCAAGUUACAUUUGGGGCUUGAGAUGGAAAGAAAGAAAGCAGGAUGACUUUUUGUGUUAUCGCCUUUUUUAGGAUUUUUGUAUAACUAGAUGAAGUGGGGCAUUGUAGCCUUAACUCUUCAAGUAGCUAUUUUACCGUUAUUCGAGAACCCUUCUUUUCACGAUUGUUCUUUCUAACAUCAUUAGUAUUUUGUACUAAUCCUUUUCCUGAUAUUUUAUGCUUAAGAUGAUGUGUUUACUGC
Erigeron canadensis is the source of this 1495-nucleotide messenger RNA. RefSeq lists its product as uncharacterized. The coding region runs from base 201 to 1190 and encodes 329 amino acids. NCBI's taxonomy places the organism in Eukaryota, Viridiplantae, Streptophyta, Magnoliopsida, Asterales, Asteraceae. The transcript has 8 exons. The record is from RefSeq and is a predicted model, not a curated record.